AUGACAGUCAAUGAAGAAGUCGGAACUGAUUGGAGCUCUACGAGUACAGACUACGUCACCGAGCCUAUUGAAAAUUACGAUACGACUACUGGUGAAACAAGUUUCUGGAUUUUGGAAACAACUUCUAAUGGAUCUGAUCCUUACGAAGAAUCGCCGAAUGAAAAGCAACGAGCAUUUUCUAAAGGACACCCACUCAAGAUUGGAAUUAUUAACAUUCCUCCAUACGUAUUGGUGCAAUACGAUGCUGGAGGCAAUAUCAGUUACGUCGAAGGUUUCGUUCCUGAAAUUAUUUCGUGGAUGGCAGAAAAAUACGAUUUUACCUUCGAAUAUGUGGAACCACCAGACGGAGCUUUUGGGGCGUUCAUUAACGGUUCCUGGAACGGUCUUAUUGGAAUGGUUGUCCGCGGUGAAAUUGCAAUUGUGGCCACAGCAUUAUCGGUGACGUACCCACGAUCUCUAGUCGUCGAUUACACCUACGCAUUUUCUGAUGACCCAAUUUCGUUACUGAUUCCUUUCCCUCAACUAGACAGUACCAUUUCUGGCAUCAUCAAACCUUUCCAAUACGAGGUGUGGAUUGGGAUUUUCCUCUGUCUGCUAAUUGCAUCUGUCGUCAUCUGGUUGAUUUCUCGGGCCCAAUGGCGCAUCAAUCGUCAAUCAUUUCACGGCCAGACGGGGUGUUUCCCUCAUUUUUGGUUUCUCUUUCGUGUCGUAACCAAUCCUAGCGAUGUCAUCUCUUUUACAUUCGCCACGAGAAUAGUAGUGGCAUCUUGGUUGCUGAUGGGCACUGUCUUCGUCAAUUGCUACACCAGCAGUUUGUUAUCUUAUUUGAUGGCUCCUACGUUCUUACCAUUAAUCAGCACAGUCCAAGAUUUGGCAGACAGCCAUGACAUACAGAUAACAACGCUAAAGCAUUCUUCAGUCGAUUCUGCAUUACUCGCGGCAACAACCGGUUCGUUUGCUAAACUUGGCGCAAGUCUUCGAGCCCACCCUGAAAAUCUUCUGAGUAUAUUGGAAAAUAUUGAAGACAUAGUAUUUCAUCAACGGAAAGCUUUUUCUUACCAAGAAACUUCGCUGAAGCAAACAAUCUACGAUGACUUUAGGACUCAUAAACAAUGUCGACUUUUCAUUGCUAAAGAACCACUUUUUCCUGAUCAAAUUGCAUUUGCCCUAGCGAAAUCAAGUCCGUUGACAAAAGCCUUUAACUACGAGGUUACUUGGCUCCGGCAACUUGGAUUGUUAAACCAUUGGAUAAAUUCUUAUUUACCGAGACCGUAUCGAUGCUCUGCUCCGCUUUCUUCUUUUCGGCCAAAACCAAACGAGCGUUUGACUCUUAAUUAUCUUUCGAGUGCUUUCCUUCUUUACGGUGUCGGCAUCAGUGUCUCCGUAUUGGCUUUCGUGUUGGAGCUCAUUUACAGUUGGUGGAAGAGACGAGUAAUUAAGGUUACGCCAUUCAAUAAUCAACGAAGACGUUUGCGUGCUGAAUGGAAUUAGGUCAAAUUUCUUAUUUCCUUAUUGAGAAGGGAAGAAACUGUAACACACUUCACUAAUAGUCUGUUUAUACUACAUCCUUUGCUUAGUCCUAGCUAAAAUAUUUAACUUAGGCUUACUGAGUUAUCUAUUCAUAUUCAUAUGAAUAUAAAGAUCCUUUGGCUAUGGAUUCAUCGAACUUAUAGUCGAAAAAUUUUUUAAUUUAUAAUACCAUGAGAAAAUAAAAGAUGUAUCUUUCACACCUUUGGGAUGGUCAGCAUGAAGAAAAUAGAGAAUCCUAAUAAACAUAACCCCAUAUGUA
Messenger RNA from Daphnia magna, 1789 nucleotides. RefSeq names its product glutamate receptor ionotropic, delta-1. Gene Ontology annotation, cellular component: membrane. The coding region runs from base 1 to 1491 and encodes 496 amino acids. The transcript is spliced from 10 exons. Gene Ontology annotation, molecular function: glutamate-gated receptor activity. Lineage: Eukaryota; Metazoa; Arthropoda; Branchiopoda; Diplostraca; Daphniidae. The record is from RefSeq and is a predicted model, not a curated record.